Messenger RNA from Zeugodacus cucurbitae (melon fly), 1841 nucleotides. RefSeq names its product 6-phosphogluconate dehydrogenase, decarboxylating (gene Pgd). The record is from RefSeq and is a predicted model, not a curated record. The coding region runs from base 216 to 1661 and encodes 481 amino acids. Gene Ontology annotation, cellular component: cytosol. NCBI's taxonomy places the organism in Eukaryota, Metazoa, Arthropoda, Insecta, Diptera, Tephritidae. Gene Ontology annotation, molecular function: NADP binding; phosphogluconate dehydrogenase (decarboxylating) activity. Gene Ontology annotation, biological process: pentose-phosphate shunt, oxidative branch; pentose-phosphate shunt. The transcript is spliced from 5 exons.
UUUCAAUGUUCAGUAAUCGCGCGAUUGCCAACAAGUACGGUACGCCAACGAAGCGUGAAAGCGGUGAUUAUCUAAAAAAUAAGCGAUUUGCUAGUGAGUGUAUAAACGCUGCGGAAAAAAACGCUAUAGUGAUCGAAAAAGCUGUGGAGUAUAUUAAACGCAUAUUUUAGAAGCUGUAUAGUAGUGAAUAACAAAUACAACAACAAGCAAUAAACAUGUCAGCUAAAGCAGAUAUUGCCUUGAUCGGUUUGGCCGUUAUGGGUCAGAAUCUCAUCUUGAACAUGAAUGACAAUGGUUUCGUCGUUUGCGCCUACAAUCGCACCGUCGAGAAGGUCAAUCAGUUUCUGCAGAACGAGGCCAAGGGUACAAAUGUGAUCGGCGCCACUUCGUUGCAGGAUAUGGUCAAUAAAUUGAAGUUGCCACGUAAAGUUAUGCUUUUAGUCAAGGCCGGCAGCGCUGUAGAUGACUUCAUCAAACAAUUGGUGCCACUACUAUCGCCCGGCGAUGUCAUCAUCGACGGUGGCAACUCCGAAUACCAGGAUACCGCACGUCGUUGCGAAGAAUUGCGCGCCAAACAAAUUUUGUAUGUUGGUUCAGGAGUGAGUGGCGGUGAAGAAGGUGCACGUCAUGGACCAUCACUCAUGCCCGGCGGUCACCCAGAAGCAUGGCCACUCAUUCAACCCAUUUUCCAGUCGAUUUGCGCCAAAUCAAACAACGAACCCUGCUGUGAGUGGGUCGGCGAAGGCGGUGCUGGACACUUCGUCAAAAUGGUACACAACGGUAUCGAGUACGGUGACAUGCAAUUGAUUUGCGAAGCGUAUCAAAUUAUGAAAGCGCUUGGUCUUUCACAAGCCGAGAUGGCGGCCGAGUUCGAGAAGUGGAACAGUGAAGAGUUGGAUUCCUUCCUCAUCGAAAUCACACGCGACAUACUCAACUAUCAGGAUGAACGUGGUUACUUGUUGGAACGCAUACGUGAUACAGCUGGACAGAAGGGUACGGGCAAGUGGACUGCCAUCGCUGCGCUGCAAUACGGUGUACCUGUAACGCUAAUCGGUGAGGCUGUCUUCGCACGUUGUCUAUCCGCCUUGAAGGACGAACGUGUGGCAGCCAGCAAGCAGUUGAGUGGACCUGGCGUUAGUGCUAAAGUUGAGGAUCUACCCAAAUUCUUGAACCACAUUAAACACGCGUUAUACUGCUCCAAAAUCGUUUCCUAUGCGCAAGGCUUCAUGUUGAUGCGUGAGGCUGCCAAGGAUAAUAACUGGAACUUGAAUUACGGUGGCAUUGCGCUUAUGUGGCGCGGUGGUUGCAUCAUACGCAGUGUCUUCUUGGGUAAUAUCAAGGAUGCCUACACACGCAACCCACAACUCUCCAAUCUGCUGUUGGAUGACUUCUUCAAGAAAGCUAUCGAAGUUGGUCAAAACUCUUGGCGUCAAGUUGUCGCCAACGCCUUCCUCUGGGGCAUCCCCGUACCAGCGCUCUCGACUGCGCUCUCAUUCUACGACGGCUAUCGCACUGAAAAAUUACCCGCCAACUUGUUGCAAGCGCAACGUGAUUACUUCGGCGCACACACCUAUGAACUCUUGGGUGCUGAGGGUAAAUUCGUGCACACCAAUUGGACCGGCACCGGUGGCAAUGUCUCCGCCAGUACAUACCAGGCGUAAGGUAUAUGCCACAAAAUGCCGAGAUACUAGUUUUCGAAAAGGCAUUCCGAUUACUUAGAAAAUAAUUAGCAAUUAAUUGUGUAAUUACUUUAAAUACAUAUACAUGUAUGAAAGCAUGUAUAUAAAUGGUGUAAAUAAAACAAAAAAAUAGCACGCAAGUGUGUAUUAAAUGAAAAAAUA